AUGAAUGCCUGGCUAACCGACGGCUCGAACCUUCCCAACCACGAUAAUGGCGCUUUUCAUCAGGCGACCAUUGAUCCUUCAGCAGCAUUUCUCCACGCCUCGCCUACUCCCGACCCUAAUCAGUUCCAGCGGAUGUUCAACGGCGUGCCGCGAAAUGCCUCUCCUGGCUUCCACAACCCUAACCAGGUGAUUCCAUCCAAGAGGCCAAGGCCAGAAGAUGGCCUCUCAAUGUCCCCUAGGCAGGCACCCGGUGGACUUGCUGCAUCGCGUUCGCAAACGCCCCAUCAAGUGCCAUUCCCAGGGUAUCAAGGACCAGCGAACGGCACUCCGCAUUUUGCUCCACAUCCCGCUCAGUAUCAGCAUCUCCCACAAGGAGCCACUCCAAAUGUCACACAGUCCCCCAUUAUGCAGGACUUCGACCAACAUGGCGUACAGAGGAUGGGAACAGCAUCCCCAAGCCCAUUCUCUUCCGCUGGCCCUCUUGGAACUCAAAUGUCGCCAUCGCAGGCGGAUCACCCAAAUAGAGUUAACACACCACAAAAUAAUUCGUUCAUUCCUGGCCAGGCUUUCCCUCAAGGCAUGGGGCCGCAAUUCUCACCGGCGAAUGCUAUGUCAUCCGGUGCUGUGCAAGCACCAAUGCAGGCGCAUUACAGUGCCAUGCCUCAGGGAUAUCAGCAGGCAAUGGCUGCCCAGCAGCAGCAGCAGCAGCAGCAGCAGCAGCAGCGAAUGCAUGCCAUGCAAAUGCAAAACCAGGGUCGUCCCAUGAAUAUGAAUCCCGCUAUGGCCGGUCGUCCCGUUGCAGCUGGGAUGAAUGCUAUGGCAAACCCCCAGCAAAUGGCAGCCAUCAGACAGAUGCAGCAAACUAUGUCGAAACCUCCCAAUCCAGAAGGGUUCAUGAGGUCGCUGCAGAAGUUUAUGAUGUCUCGUAAUAUGCCCCUUGAUCCAAACCCGAUUGUGUGCGGCCGCCCGGUCAAUUUGGUCCAGCUCUAUGCUACAGUCAUGAAAUUGGGUGGCUCAAAGAAGAUAACGGCUACGAAUAUGUGGCCUGUUAUCGCCCAACAGCUUCAAUUCCCGCCGAUGCAAUUCCCCAUGGCUGUGCAAGAAAUUCGUGAACAUUACCAGCGGAAUCUCGCUGCUUAUGAGCAAGCAUUUCUCAGUACCCAGCAGAAGCAGUUCGCAGAUCAGAUGCAGCAGCAGGCUGCACUACCCCGCCAACCUAGUGAUCCGUCAGGCAUGCAGUUCCAGUCGCAGGCUGUAAAGCCGCCCCAAGCAUUCGAGAAUCCGCAACAAAUGGGACAUCCCUCUCCUAGUAUGCCGUCGGUAUCAAACAAUGUACAGAAUAAUGCUUCGAAUGGGUUUGCAACUCCGACACAAGUCAAAGCACAAACCAAGCAACAGCAUCAACAUCGACUUAGUGUCUCUCGUCAAUCUCAACCACCAACAAUGCCACAUGACCCUACCGGCCAAGCACAAAUCCAGUCACCUGCGCAUUCGGGGAAGGGCUCUAUCUCUGCGUCAGGAAAAAGCGCCGAACAAUUUGACCAGUCGCCAAACCUGCCCUUAAAACAUCCGAUUGAAGAUCCUUUCAAACCUAUGAUUUUGUCAGAGAACAAUUUCCAUGGCCCUGUUGCUGUGGAUGAGAUUUAUCAACUUGGCGAAGACAUUUCAAGGCUAAAACCCAAUGUUCCUACCUUUACUGAACUUGGUGUUAUUGAUAUCCACGCACUUACAAUGAGCGUCAAAUCCGGCAUCCAUGCGGAGAUGCGUAUGGCAUUGGACAGCUUGGCAUCCAUAUCUUGUGAACCAGCUAUUCAGAUUUCGCUAGACAACUGCGAGGAUUUGGUUGAAAGCUUGAUCGAAUGUGCCGAGGACCAGGCGGAAUUUCUCGCUGAACAUGCACCAGAAGUAUCAGAUAUGAUGCUUCUUCCCUCGUAUGAAGAGAUUACCCGUGGAUGUCAGUCAGAGUGGACAUCCCUGGCAGAUAUUCCAGAAUUUGGAAGCCUCGAGUACGAGCUAGAUCGAGCAGUUGAUAGACUUAUUUGCAUAACAACUAUCUUGCGCAACUUUUCAUUUACCGAGUCGAAUUUUGGAAUCCUGGCAAUGCCCCCUGUUAUCCAGUUUUUGUCCACCAUAAUCCGCUAUUUAGGGACUCGAAGCAUGCUCCUAAGGAGUCACCAAAACACGUUGGAUUUCAUGAAGGACACCGUCAUUUACCUGAGUAAUCUGGCCCACACUAUUCAGUUGCCCAGCAAAGAAGAGGCUCUCUGCCUACUACAUUUCCUUUUGGCCUUCGCUCCAUUCCCAGGCCCUGUUUUGGGACCGGAAGGAGUCAUGUUCUCAACUUUCAACCCCUCUGUUCAUAAAUACACACCCGCAGCAGCGGAUAGCUUAGCUAAGCUAUUGGCUCGAGAUGAACCGAAUCGAACUUUUUUUAGAACGAUCUUCGUCGGAGAAGGGGGUGGGGUUUCUCAACAGGAGCUGCUCACACGCUCGUUUGCGCUUGCCAUUUGUCCGGUUCCCGAUCAGCCGCGGAAGCCCCUAGCCAUAGCAGAUGCUCGCAAAGUGUUCCUCAUGCAAGGAUUAUUAGCUGCGGAUAUCCUGUGCGGGUUCGCGGAUGGGAAUCUUGCUAAAGCGUGGCUCGAAUCUACUGACGGGUUCGCAAUACAUCUCCUUCGGCUUUCCUGUCUUCUGAGCACGGAGCGUGUCCCUCCCACUAAUACCAACCCCCGUCAAUCCCAUGCUGCCAGAGGACAAGCGGAAGCGGAAGCGUCUGCCUAUAGCUCUAUUAUAAACCGGGGCCUAGCGAUUCUGCGACGGCUAGCCGAGAAGUCCAAACAUGCUGACACGAACAACACAUUGCGAUUCCCAUCCGGGAUAAUUCCCAAGAAAGAGAGCCUCCUGGGGGCCUUACUGAUGCCAAACGUGGACCCUGGUGUUGUUCGGCAGCUUAUAACGUAUGCGCGAUUAGCAGAGUGA
Molecule: messenger RNA, 2976 nt
Organism: Aspergillus tanneri
Lineage: Eukaryota; Fungi; Ascomycota; Eurotiomycetes; Eurotiales; Aspergillaceae
Product: putative ARID/BRIGHT domain protein (SWI1)
Exons: 1
Coding region: 1-2976 (991 amino acids)
Biological process (GO): regulation of transcription by RNA polymerase II
Cellular component (GO): nucleus; SWI/SNF complex
Molecular function (GO): transcription cis-regulatory region binding
Source: RefSeq, a predicted model, not a curated record